AGACAGAGCCACAGAGGAUUUGGUCUUUCAAUACACCCUGAACAGUUAGUUAGCAUCAUCUCAAAGGGAAACAUGCACUUACAAUGUGGUCGUUAAAUAUAGGAGAUUGAGAUUCUGAUCUGAUCUGUGAAAAUGAGUUGGACGCUCUCCAUCUGGGUGGCUGUGGCUGUGCUGGCUCUUUGUAGAGGACAAAAUCCUGUGUAUGAAGGAAAUAGUCUGUCUGCGUCUGGCUACCAUCUAUGUGUUCACAAUGAGACAAGGAUGGUGAGUUUCCUGGUGAUGCACAAGGUCCCCUAUACUGUGACACAGCCAUGUGGCGGCUGGCUCCUCUGGACGACAUGUACAGUCACACUUUACAAGAUGAUCCCUCGGACUGAGAACAAGACAGUGAUGGAGCAGGUUACCAAGUGCUGCGAUGGCUACGUACAAGUUGGGCGUUACUGUGCCCUGUCUGUAAACAGGAGUGGGGAGCUCAUUGCCAAGCCCGGAUCCUGUCCAACUGCAGAUGGACUUCAUCCCACAUCUGAAGACUGUGAGUGGGACAUGGACUGCCCAGGCUGGCAAAAAUGCUGCCAGAGAUUGGGCCACCCUCGCUGUAAUCAUCCUGCAAGCCCAGCAAAUUAUUCUGAGAAUGGAGGAUACCGAUGGAAUGCAACAGUGACAGUAAAGACAGAUUACCAACAACUGAUGUCCAAGGUUAAAGGACUCCUGAAUCACACACGAUUACUACAAGCAAUGGUGACGGGAGCCUUGCAGUCUGAUGACGUUUCAGUCUAUUACCUGAGCUCGUGGCCUGUGCAUCCAUACAGGACUGCUACCUCACUGCUGAUUGACUGCAACUUCACUCUUUCACUGCACAAUGUCACAUCAAAGCUGCAUCUCCUACUCAAACACAUCCAGGAGGUGUCAUCUGUAACAGUUGAAGAUGUAGAUGAGUGUGUGGAGCCUGCUCUCCAUCAGUGCUCUGCUCAGGCAGACUGUAACAACACAGUGGGAUCCUACCAGUGUAGCUGUCGCCAAGGAUACAUUGAUGUUGAUCCUAGCGACCCCGCAGCCCAUUGUUCAGCUGGCAACGGGGUGUGGACCACCACAGACACCCCAUUGACCUACCUUCCACCCAUGAACACAACCUACACCCCAGCUUCCAACACCACACAGGCCCCUCCAGGCAACAGCACCACUGGUACCUUCAACUCGUCUGAGAUCAGGAUGACUACAGCUCUGAGUAAUACAAGCUCUGUCUCUUAUAACACAUCACAUGCGCUGCAGUGGACGACUUCUGCGCCCUACAUCAGCAUGAGCUCAACUGUGGAGAUACCUCUGCCGACAACCACAUGCUCUCCUCCCAACAUCACUGCCUUAACGUCAUCUAACGUCACUGGAACCUCCUUCUGUGUUUACUGGUCCAGCCAGUUUCUGACAAACCAGACCUACCGGCUUGUUUUAAGCAACGGGUCACAGGUCAUUAGAUCUUGGGAAACCAAUCAGACCAUGAUAGAGGUGAGACGACUGGAGCCUGGGGUGCUCUACAUAGUCACCAUCACACCUUGUGCCUGCGGAAUCCAAGGAGACACCCUACGUAUAUCGGUCAAGACUGAUGCUCAGACUCUUGACGCCACAGCUCGACUCACCAACGUCAACUUCACUGCUGACCUGCAGAACUCCAGCAGCCAGGCCUACAAAAACCUCACAGCGAGUAUUAUAGAGGAGAUCUACAAGUCUCUGUCUCCAGAGAUGAAGGCCAUGGUAAGAAUUGAGAUCAGGAGCUUAUCAGUGGGGAGUGUGGUGGUCCACUUUACCCUCAUCUUCACCCCAAGUCAAAGCCAAGACAUCAGUAAUGUGUCCGUGGCUCUGCUCAACUCCCUGAUGAACAGCUCCAAAUUCACUGUGGAUAGUAACAACACAAGCAUAACUGAUUUUAAUGAAUGUACAUCAGGGGAAAAUGACUGUUCCCAAUGGGCUUCAUGUUCAAACACCUGGGCCUCGUACACAUGUGAAUGCCUGGACAGAUUCAUAGACAACAACCCAGAAAGGCCUGGACGAGCCUGUCAAGCAAAUGCUACCUUGGAGACAAUGACACCAUCACCAACACCCACAAUAUAUUCGACAGUGAGCACUACCUCUUUCUCUCUAAUGACACCCUCAACCAGUGAUCCAGCUUUAACCACUGGAACCACCACUCCAGGGAUAACCACAGUCAUUAUAUCAACAAGUGAAAUGGUUUCCACUGCAUCCACCCCAACAACCACCCCUGCUAUCCCAACAACCACCACUGCUAUCCCAACAACCACCACUGCUAUCCCAACAACCACCACUGCUGCCCCAACAACCACCCCUGCUAUCCCAACAACCACCACUGCUGCCCCAAUAACCACCACUGCUGCCCUAACAACCACUACUGCUGCCCCAACAACCAUCACUACUACCGCAACAACCAUCACUACUACCGCAACAACCACCACUGCUGCCCCAACAACCACCCCUGCUAUCCCAAUAACCACCACUGCUAUUCCAACACCCACAACUGCUGCCCAAAAAACCACGACUGCUGCCCCAACAACUAUGGCUGCUGCCCCAACAACCACCAAUGCUGCCUCAACAACCACCACUACUAUUCCAACAACCACCAAUGCUGCCCCAAUAACGACUACUGCUGCCCCAAUAACGACUACUGCUGCCCCAAUAACGACUACUGCUGCCCCAACAACCACUACUGCUGCCCUAACAACCACUACUGCUGCCCCAACAACCAUCACUACUACCGCAACAACCACCACUAAUACCCCAACAACCGCCACUACUGCACUGACUUCGACUCCUGCAACCACUGUUACCAAACCUACUACCACUGCUAUAGCUCCUACAAGAAAUGCUACUGCCCUGAGAACCAUGUCUGUGUUAGGGGUCAUCUCAGUGCAGUGCAGGGUUGCUGCCACCACUGUGACAGUUGCCAGAGAUUUUCUUCUGAACUCUAAAAUCCGGGAAAGCACCCUAUACUUGGGCUUGCAGGAUUGCGGCGUCAACGGAGGCAACGGCACCCAUGCCCAGCUGACCGUGGCCUGGAAUGAGUGCGCCACUAUGCUUGUGCAGAAUGACACCCACUACACAACAUCUGUAACCCUGUUCAACAAAAUGGACCCAUACACCUCAUCCAGUGGAUCAGAGGAGGUACCCAGAGUUCAUCUGGAGGUUCCCAUCAAGUGCACCUACAUGAAGAGCAUGCUCAUCUCUGCUGACUCUGGCUCCAUGGGGUAUGAUAUGAUCAAAGAUGUCAUCGCGGGCUUGGGGUCCUUCCAGGUGACCGUGCAGCUGAUGAAUGGUACAGUGCCGCUGCCCCACAACUACAGCUUAUCGGCUGAGGAGGCUGUGGUGGUGGACGUCAGCUUGAACACGUCCUCAGAGCAGAUCAAAGUAGUCAUCGACAGGUGCUGGGCUACUCCUACCAUGAAUCCUGCAGACAGCCACAGCUACACCUUCCUGGAGAACAGCUGUUCCCUUAACGCAUACACCAAAGUGUUGAUGAACGGGACCUCUAGCACAUCUCGCCUGUCUGUGCAGAUAUUCUCCUUCGUCAACCUGGACGUGAUCUAUCUGCACUGCCAGGUCUACAUCUGUGUGCAGAUUGGAUCAGAUACCUGUGUGCCUGACUGUCUGCAAAGAACAGGUCGAUCUUCAAACAAUCUUAGAACAGCUGUUGGUUCUUACGGACCGCUGCUCAGAAUCUAUGAUGACACCUUGGAGCAGGAAUAUGACACUGUUCAUAUCAUUGGCUUCUCCUGUCUCGGAGUUGGUCUGUUGCUCUUCUUAGUCGUUGCUUUUAUCUGCCUUUUCUACUACCAGAGGAACCGCAUUGGACACUACAACUUCACUGUCAAACCCAAGCAGGAAAACUUCACCUACCUUGUCUUCAACACCUAGGGGUGCGGCAGCACCACCCACAACCUAGGUCACACCAUUGCAACAGUAAAUACAAUUGCAACAGUAAAUACAUUUAAAACAGCGUGUUUGCCACUAGAUGUCACUGUUGCGCCAUCAAUAGAUUAGUUCUCGUUUAAUAUUGCAUGAACAAAAUGAAGGAAGUACAGAUUAUUUUUUUGUCAUCUACGCUGAUAUAUAUUAAAAUAUUGAAUACAAUGAUAGAGUAGUUUCAUACUGGAAUAUCAAAUAUAGAGACCACAAAUAUUGUAGGAUUGGAAAAUGUAUCAACAUACUAUCAACAUGCAUGAUUUGUUAAAAGUCGAGUGUUGUCAUCAUGAGCGUUUUAACAUUUCAAUGUAAGGAGUAAGAUGUGAUAAUGGAGCAGCAGUUUCCCAAAUAACAUUCACAAGAUAUUUGAGAAAAAAAUAUUUAUCUAAAUUUGUGAUGUAAUGAGUUUGUUCCAAAUAAGUUUGUAUUGCACAUCUAUGUGUAUCAGUGAGCCUAUUCAUGUUGUACAAUAUCCUUUAAAUAUACCAUGUGCAAUAAUGUUCAUGCACAGUUAUCACAAUUUCUUUUAGCUGCUAUUUUCUACUACUGCACUUUCAGUCAGUGAUGUGACAAUAAACAUGUUCUGUAUGAAUGCAGACACCUGGGGGUGCUGCUGGCACAGAUCUCCAGCUCCAAAAAUGAAGGCAAAAUGGCUUCCUGAAGGCAGACAACAUGUUUACAGGGUUUACAGGGCAGCAAAAGGUAUUGAUGUAAGAAAAGGAGAUGAGAUAAUGUAUAAGAUGGAGGGGAACAGAAGAGUCAUGUUCUGUCUUCAAUCGGAUGAAAAGGUCUCCUGUAUGCCUUUUUCGAGAAAGAGAAGGAACACCCCCGCUUUUCUCAUAAUCCCACGUUGUUGACGACAGAAUCAUAAAUGUAGCUCGUGGAUCAACAUCGAGGGGGGUGAAUACUAAACAGCCGAGGCUUUCUCUGUGAGAGGAGGUCCCUGGAGACCUGUGGCGAAGGACGGCUUACAACCGUCUGGAGAGCUGCGAAUGCUCCACCUCCUAAUUAACCCAUUCUGCCCCACUGUCUGAGGCUUGGCAACCCGUCUCUAUGGCAACAGCCCCAGUGCAGGGAUGGAGGGAAUAAUGGGUUGAAGGAGGGAGGGCAACACCGAUCAAAGCGGAGAGAAAGAGCGGGGAACCAUUUCACUUCAAAAGCGUGAAAUUGGCUGAAAUUAAAAUAUAAAACAAAUGGCGUAUUCAUAUUUUGCUCUAUAAAUUUCUGCGUUGUGUUUUACAGUAAAUCUACACUGAAUUGCCAUAAACUAGAGUUUAAUUACAGCAAUAUGCAGUUGCUUGAUAUUUUAGAGCCUUCACAAACAUGGGUGCAGACACACAGUGGCCACGACGAGCAACAAUCCCCGUCGUCAAAUGCAGAACACAAGUGUGAUUCCUGUAUUCAUAAGUCAGCCAUUGGGGAUCAGGAGUAGCUGAAAGGCAGCAGACCCUCAUAAUGGCUGCAACAUGAUCUAUGUGUCCACAGGCCUUCCUCCGUCCUCCCCCCUCUUCGCCACAUUCAUCUUUUCUGUUCAUCCAGGUUAGGGCAGCUCUGAGACACAGUCAUUCAUCAUAGUUAAUGGGUCCCUGUGUGUGUGUGUGUGUGUGUGUGUGUGUGUGUGUGUGUGUGUGCAGGAUAUGCCGGGAUCUCCGAAGGCUUUCACUCACUGGGGUCAUUACUAAUUAAACAUCCUUAUUGUGUUUUUAUAGAGCAGCGCAGGACCUCCCUCCGGACACCCGGGCAGUGUAAUCUUCAGAUGUGAGCCGUGUAAUCAUCGUGUCUAGAGAGACGGUGUGACUUUUUUGCUAGACUCAGUGUGGAAUAAAUACAUUUAUACAAGUACUGACCUGAACCAUUAAUCCAUUUGAUGCCACUUCAUUCAUCCACUCCAGUAGAAUUGAGACUGAAACGUCUUUUUUUCCCUCCACUAAAAUUACUAGUGACCAUUAACUUACUCACAGUAAGUCAGACACACCAACUGGAAAGAUCUAUAGUGAAAAUUAUUGGGCAGAUAGAGACAGUUAUUCAGGUAAUUAGUCAUUUUUGGUAGCACAUAUUUUUCGGGGGUGGAAUUUCCAUAAAGAAACAACAGAAAUUGUGAUGACUGAUUAAAAGACAAUUUAAGUUACACCAGCAAUUCUAUGUUUACCAACUGAAGACUUUGUCCAUAUUCUAUUUAAUUGGUGUCAAAAUGAUUGUUUCCAGGAACCUA
This is a messenger RNA of Scophthalmus maximus (turbot), 6178 nucleotides long. RefSeq names its product uromodulin-like 1 (gene umodl1). The record is from RefSeq and is a predicted model, not a curated record. Gene Ontology annotation, molecular function: protein binding; peptidase inhibitor activity; calcium ion binding. The transcript has 17 exons. Bases 133 to 3918 code for a protein of 1261 amino acids. Lineage: Eukaryota; Metazoa; Chordata; Actinopteri; Pleuronectiformes; Scophthalmidae. Gene Ontology annotation, cellular component: extracellular region; cell surface.